Cryptococcus amylolentus CBS 6039 is the source of this 1008-nucleotide messenger RNA. RefSeq names its product malate dehydrogenase, NAD-dependent. The coding region runs from base 1 to 1008 and encodes 335 amino acids. Lineage: Eukaryota; Fungi; Basidiomycota; Tremellomycetes; Tremellales; Cryptococcaceae. Gene Ontology annotation, cellular component: cytoplasm. Gene Ontology annotation, biological process: tricarboxylic acid cycle; carboxylic acid metabolic process. The transcript has 9 exons. The record is from RefSeq and is a predicted model, not a curated record. Gene Ontology annotation, molecular function: L-malate dehydrogenase (NAD+) activity.
AUGGUCAAAGCUGUCGUCGCAGGUGCUGCUGGUGGUAUCGGCCAGCCCCUCUCUCUCUUGCUCAAGCUCAACCCCCUCAUCACCGAGCUCAGCCUCUACGAUGUCGUCAACGCCCCUGGUGUCGCUGCCGACAUUUCCCACAUCUCCACUCCCGCCCAGGUCAAGGGCUUCCUUCCUGCUGACGGUGGUGCCGAGAAGGCCCUCGAAGGUGCCGACAUUGUCGUCAUCCCCGCUGGUGUUCCCAGAAAGCCUGGGAUGACUCGAGACGACCUCUUUAUCAAUGCCGGCAUCUGUGCCACGCUCGCGUCGUCUAUCGCCAAGGCGUGCCCCAAGGCCUACAUUCUCGUCAUUUCAAACCCGGUCAACUCGACUGUGCCCGUGUUUGCAGAGACCUUGAAGAAGGCUGGCGUGUUUGACCCCCGGAAGCUCUUUGGUGUGAGCCACUUGGAUAUCAUUCGAGCGUCGACCUUUGUCGCUACCGUUGUUGGCAAGCCCGAGGAUGCGCCCAAGUACACGAUCCCCGUUGUCGGUGGUCACUCUGGUACUUCGAUCUUGCCCUUGUUGUCCCAGACCAAGCCUGCUAUCCCUGAUGUUUUGAGCAACAAGGAGCAGCGAGACGCCCUUGUGCACAGGAUCCAGUUUGGUGGUGACGAGGUCGUCAAGGCCAAGGACGGCGCUGGUUCUGCUACGCUCUCCAUGGCUCAAGCUGGUGCCGAAUUCGCCAACUUUGUGUUGCAAGCUGCGUUUGGCAAGGAGAAGGGCAAGGUCGUCCAGUCUUACGUCUACCUCGGCGCGGAUGCCGGCGGUCAGGGUGUCCAGAAGGAAAUCGGGGCCGACCUCGACUACUUUUCGGUCAGCCUCGAGUUGGGCCCUGCCGGUAUCGAAAAGAUCCUCCCCAUUGGCAAGAUUGACGACGUGGAGAAGGAGCUUCUCGCGGCGGCCGUCAAGGAGCUCGGUCCCAGCAUUGAGAAGGGUACUCAGUUCCAGCCCCCUCCCCCCAAGCUCUAA